Messenger RNA from Durusdinium trenchii, 2067 nucleotides. NCBI's taxonomy places the organism in Eukaryota, Dinophyceae, Suessiales, Symbiodiniaceae. The record is from the annotation of a GenBank genome assembly.
AUGGCCAUGUAUGCUUUGGCUGCUCAUCGAGCUCGCGACUGGAGAGUGCCUUUCAGAAGGCCAAUUUACAUGUUCUUACCAGAGCAGCAUUCGUGCUUUGGGCUUUGUCAUAGCCAACGAUCAGCUUCAAUCUACCAAUGGAUCUCAGCCAGCUUGCGGAUGGGCUCGCUGGCGGUGUGGGUCCUGAUGGUGCCGAACUUCCAUGACGAGCCGGUCAUCAACCUUAUCUCAGUCACAGUCGUCCCGCGGUCCAAGCCUGACCAAGUGGUGAGGUUGAGGCAACUAAAGCUGCUCCACGAUCGCCCUAUGGCUCAUGCAGAGCGACGUGAGACCUGGCCCCGGCAGCGUGGAAGGCUUGCUCAGCGUCUCCGCCACUGGCGGCCCAGUUGGCGCGUGUGGCGCCAUGUGGACGCCUUUCCAGGUGAAAAUCUCCAGACUUUUCGCUUGCCCUUGGGUUUCAAGACACCCAAAGCCCUUCAGCUCUGCAAGCACCACUGCCACGGCGACUCGGGCUUCGUGCUGGGCUUGGGCCCUUUGGGCCGCUGCGGCGUGGCGUACGUGCGGCCGAAGGCGCCGGCGGAGUUGCUGGAGAAGCGCAGGGCCUUAAAGGGCUCCUGGCUUUGUGUACGCUCCAAGGUCCCAAUGGAUCCGAAGGUGAUGGGAAACUGCCGGACCUUGGUGGUGAUUGCAUCUCAAGACGAGUUCAAGGAAACUUCUUAUUUCGAUCCCCACGUAGACGUGUCCAGCUCUGGGAAUGGCCGGAAGUUGGCGACUCACGCACUCCUGCGGAAUGUGCUGGAAGGCGCGCGAUCUGGGUGGACGCUGAUGGUGCUACUGAUUCUAGACUUUCAAGCACCUUUGGAGGAAGGGAGCUCGAAACUCCAGACGGCCUUCGAGCUGUCCAUUGAGGGUCCGGAGCUUUUACAAGUUCAGGUGCAGGGCUAUGGCCUGGUGGAAGCUUGGCGAGGUGACUUGGAGCAGCUCCUGGUGGCUGUGGCAGGAGACUUGCGCUGCGAGGUGGCGCUCUCCACAUCUUUGCGUCGCGACAUGCUCACGCUGCUGCAUGCAGUGACUGCACAGACCCAUGUGGCUAUGGGGCAUGACUACAAUCUGCCAAUCGGCCCCUGGGGGGUGCGAGAGGCGUCGAGUGAACUUCAUGACAGUCACGUGGAGCUCCUGCGGCGGACGCGGCUUUGUUGUACCUCACAACACCUGGCGGAAUACGUGACACGUUGGUCCGAGGGUCAAGUGGAGACUCGACUCUGUUAUUCGGCGGACUAUGGCUACUUUGAUCGCUUCUCCAACUCUGAAAGCUCCACCGGGCAGUUGGUGACCUUCAUCAGCCCUUGCCCGGCCAAAGGCCUUGCCAUCUUCCUCCGGGUGGCCCAUCAAUUGCCCUCCUUGCGCUUCCUAGCGGUCACCACCUUGUGGACCAAGUCCAUCCAUGUGGAAGCCUUGCGAAAGCUCCCCAACGUGGAGAUCCUGCCGGGGCGAACAUCGGUGGAGGACAUCUAUCGACGCACAGCAGUUCUUCUGGUGCCCUCCAUUUGGUCAGAGGCUUUUGGACUCGUGGCCGUUGAGGCUCAGCUCCUGGGUAUCCCUGUGGUCAGCAGUGAUCACUACGGACUCCGAGAGGCCAACUUCUGUGAGGAGCUCCGCGUCAGCGUCCGCCUGGUUCAGGACUUAAGGAUUCGCACUCUCCAUCGCGGCGCCAUUGACGAGCUCGAGCACACCUUGUCUCCCACCAGGCAUGAGCCUCCGCCCAGUGAGGAACGAAUGCGAGAUUUGGCAGAGAGUCAUCUGUACAUCGCCACGGAAGAGGAGGCCGCGGGCUUUACUCAUCGGGUGGAAAGCUUGAUGAAGGACGUCACAAGGAGAAAGGCGAAAGGAGAAGAGGCCAAGCGGCGAGCGGAAUCCUUUGUACAAGCUCGCAGCGGAGCCUUCUGGAGGAUUCUCGAAGAGCUGGCAAGCAAAAAGGUCUCCCCUUGGACCAGCACAUGGCAGCACAAAGUCGUGUUAAAUCAAGAGAUACACUCUGACUCACGAACAUGGUUACGUGGAUGGCAU